UAAGAGUUUCUGGGUGACUGUUCUUUUUAUUUACCUUGCGUUGCUUUUACUUCAUUUAGCAGCUGAUUCUACUUUGCAUUAAGCAAUGCAGAGGAAGGGAUUGCAAACACAGAUGAGGCACCACUCCUGUUCUAGAGUUGUUGACAGUUGUUAAAGAGAGAAACACAGGUCCCAAAUGGUGUCAUCUCUGCUAAUGUCCUGAUGCCAAACCUAGAUUUAAUACUUGACCUAAUUGCAAUUUUGACCUUCCCCGGGAAUAUAAUCAUAAUCGGACCACUCUGGAAUUUUCUGGUCAGUACAAUUGAGAUAAACUGCAAGAUUACAUUCUCAUCAUUUCCCCAAAAGAAGGACUCUGGAGCCCUCCUCAAGUUUGGAAUCCAGCAGGACACGCUCCUUUCUGGGAAGCAACACGGUCUGGAGGCUGUCAGAGACAGGGAAGAAAAAAUCAACACAACCCUGUCUCUAGGAAGGAGUGAGUGAUCUGAUCUUAAGUGGUGUGAGAAGACCUAUUUUGAUCCAAACCAGGGUCUUGGGCUGGGUUAUUUCCAACCCGGGUCAAACAAUUGAUCAUAAGAUGUUUUUUUGGCUUAUGUGCUAUCUUGUGGAUGUGUGGCCGAUUUCUGCCUCAGAUGUGGGCCACUGUCCUGACCCCUUGCUGGUGACUGAUGAGUUCAGUUCCUUGAAACCUGUCAAUGUGAAUGACACUAUCAUGUUUAAAUACAAUGAGCAUUGCAUCCUCAAGGGCAACAAUUGGAGCCAGUGCCGAGAAAACCACACCUGGUUGACUCACUUUCCUGUCUGCAAAAGCAGAGACUGUGGCCCUCCUGAGACUCCAACUCAUGGCUAUUUUGAAGGAAGAGAUUUCAAGUCAGGAUCUACCAUCACUUAUUACUGUGAAGCAAGGUACCGCCUGGUGGGCACACAGCACCAACAGUGUAUCGAUGGGGAGUGGACCAGUACCCCUCCCAUCUGUGAGUUGAUCCAAGAAGCUCCCAAACCAGCCGAGUUAGAGUUGGAGAAGGCAUUUCUUGCCUUUCAGGAGAGUAAGGAACUUUGCAAAGCCAUAAAGAAAUUUACACAAAGAUUAAAGAAAAGUGAUUUAACAAUGGAGAAAGUAAAAUAUUUUCUGGAAAGAAAGAAGGCCAAGUUGAAGGCAAAAAUGUUGCCCUGACCUUGUAGCUGAGCAGACUGGGUAAUAGAAAUACUCCCAUGAAUAAAAUUUUCUCUUGGUUCUGAAA
This is a messenger RNA of Odocoileus virginianus texanus, 1238 nucleotides long. NCBI's taxonomy places the organism in Eukaryota, Metazoa, Chordata, Mammalia, Artiodactyla, Cervidae. The record is from RefSeq and is a predicted model, not a curated record.